GCCUUUGAGGCCCCUUGGGGGAGUUGGGGGCCGUGACUGGGAAUCACGUUUAUGCCCCUCUGGUCCGGAGGCCACAGAAAGCUGGCGUUCUGCAGCCCGGGGCUCCGUUUGGGGGAAGAUGAUUGAUCGCCGAGUGGCGCUGUGCCCUCGGUUCUGGUGACCAUUUGUCCCCUCUGAGGAGCUGACUACAGGGCUCGACUCUGUAGCCCAAGGGGCAGGGCCCGCGGGGGUGGCGAGGGGGAAGCUGCAGCCUGAGCAGAGAUGCCGCCCAGAUCAGGGAUGGGGCAGGCUCUGCCCCUCCCACGGCCAGGCUGCGGGACAUCUGAGGCUGUCGCCCCUUGGGUGGCUGCCUCCUUCAUGUCGUGAGGGAGACACGCACACGUGAAACCACACCGGAGGGAGCCAUGGACCUGCUGCGGGAACUGAAGGCCAUGCCCGUCACGCUGCACCUGCUGCAGUCCACCCGCGUCGGCAUGUCUGUCAACGCCCUGCGGAAGCAGAGCUCGGACGAGGAGGUCGUCACGCUGGCCAAGUCUCUCAUCAAGUCCUGGAAGAAGCUCCUGGAUGCUUCAGACGCCAAAGCCAGGGAGCGGAGGAGGGGCGGGCCUCUGCCCACAUCGUCCUCCAAGGAGGCCUCCGAGGCCCAGGACCCCAGCUGCAAGAGGCCAGAGCUGCCCAGGACGCCAUCGACACCCAGGAUCACCACGUUUCCUCCGGUGCCGGUCACCUGUGACGCCGUGCGCAACAAGUGUCGCGAGAUGCUGACCGCUGCCCUGCAGACGGACCAUGACCACGUGGCUGUCGGUGCAGACUGCGAGCGCUUGUCGGCCCAGAUCGAGGAAUGCAUCUUCCGGGACGUGGGGAACACGGACAUGAAGUACAAGAACCGUGUGCGCAGCCGCCUCUCCAACCUCAAGGACGCCAAGAACCCCAGCCUGCGGCGCAACGUGCUGUGCGGCGCCAUCACGCCCCAACAGAUCGCCGUGAUGACCUCGGAGGAGAUGGCCAGCGACGAGCUGAAGGAGAUCCGCAAGGCCAUGACCAAGGAGGCCAUCCGCGAGCACCAGAUGGCGCGCACGGGCGGCACGCAGACCGACCUGUUCACCUGCGGCAAGUGCAGGAAGAAGAACUGCACCUACACGCAGGUGCAGACCCGCAGCUCCGAUGAGCCUAUGACCACGUUCGUUGUCUGCAACGAGUGUGGAAACCGCUGGAAGGUAGGUGGGUGAGCCCAGGCCAUCCAUCCCCAGCCCUGUUCUCUGGAGGAGGGUGUCUCCAGCCUUUGUGGGGUCUGUGGUGUGAACUGGGGGAUGGCCAUGCCAGCCAGCCUCCUGGGAGCCUUGGAGAUGGUGGAUGGAGACCCCAGCCCUGCCUCCUGCCCUGGGGGGUCCUGCAGGCCCCGUGGCUGGAUGGGCGCCUCUCACCUGUUUCUUGCAGUUCUGCUGAGCCCUGUGCAUGUGUGCCUGCAGCCUCGGGCCACGGCCAGUGCUGGCCGUCGCCCUUUCCCCAUCCUCUGCCAACAGAUACAGCUUCUCUGGAGACCUGCCCUUUGCCCACCUGGCCUUCCUCAGAAGGCAGCACGCCCUGCCCCCCACCCUGCCUGCAGUGCACCUUUCCCCCUCUUACCCCCCAGUUAUUAAAUGUUUCUUUUUGCCACUGUU
Lagenorhynchus albirostris (white-beaked dolphin) is the source of this 1661-nucleotide messenger RNA. RefSeq names its product transcription elongation factor A2 (gene TCEA2). The record is from RefSeq and is a predicted model, not a curated record. Lineage: Eukaryota; Metazoa; Chordata; Mammalia; Artiodactyla; Delphinidae. The transcript has 9 exons. Gene Ontology annotation, cellular component: nucleus. Gene Ontology annotation, biological process: transcription elongation by RNA polymerase II; DNA-templated transcription. Gene Ontology annotation, molecular function: nucleic acid binding; zinc ion binding. The coding region runs from base 405 to 1229 and encodes 274 amino acids.